Miscanthus lutarioriparius is the source of this 450-nucleotide messenger RNA. The record is from the annotation of a GenBank genome assembly. NCBI's taxonomy places the organism in Eukaryota, Viridiplantae, Streptophyta, Magnoliopsida, Poales, Poaceae.
AUGAAAGGGAGCAAAGUCCAUGAGCACGAGACCGACGUCCCUGCCUCUGAGCUAUGGGCAAUCUACGGCUCGCUCCUCGCCACGAAACUCCUGCCGGAGCUGCUCCCGCACGUGCUUGCCAAGGUCGAGCUCGUCAGCGGUGACGGCGGGAUUCCUCGACUGCAUAGUUACACGGAGAAGUUCAUCAAAGUAGACAAUGAGAAUUAUAUCAAGGAGGUCGAAGCCAUCGAAGGUGACAUUCUAAAGCUGGGGUUCAUGUACUACAUGGUACGGCUUGAGAUCAUUUCAAAAGGGUCCAACUCAUCAGUGAUAAGAUUCACUAUCGAGUAUGAGGUUGAUGAUGCUCACCCAGAGCUUGAAGCUAUGGUGGGCAUGGCAGCUUUUGCUGCAACUGCUGAGAAAUUUUCGGAGCAUGCCAAGGAGAAUAAGGCCCCUCAGGCUACCUAUUGA